Lobosporangium transversale is the source of this 597-nucleotide messenger RNA. Its product is annotated as kinase-like domain-containing protein. Gene Ontology annotation, biological process: protein phosphorylation. NCBI's taxonomy places the organism in Eukaryota, Fungi, Mortierellomycota, Mortierellomycetes, Mortierellales, Mortierellaceae. Gene Ontology annotation, molecular function: ATP binding; protein kinase activity. The transcript has a single exon. The annotation marks the transcript as partial. The record is from RefSeq and is a predicted model, not a curated record.
AUUGUCCCUUUUUACGGCGUAACAACAGAUCCUAGCACAAAUAUUAAAUGCAUGGUUAUGAAGCACUGCACAAAUGGGAACCUGUGCGCAUUCUUGGAGCUGCAUCACGAAAACCUUACAUGGUUCGAGCGAUACCGCCUUUCAAUUGAGAUCACAAAGGGACUCGAGUUCCUUCACAAGUCAGGAUUCCACCACAGAGACCUGCACAGUGGCAACAUUCUGUUAGAUGACAAAAGAACAGCCAUGAUUUGUGACUUUGGAUUGAGUCGUUCAUCCAAUAAAGAACAGACCGCAGAGCUGGCAGCAACAGUUGGAGUUGCCUCUUUUCUGGCCCCCGAGCGCUUCCCACAACAAAGACCGGUUUAUUCAGCAGCUUGUGAUAUCUACAGUCUGGGCGUUAUUUUUUGGCAUAUCUCAUCUGGCCGCAUUCCCUUUGCUAAGCGAUUGCGUGAGCCUAUGUUGCUUAGAGAGCUCAUGGACGGUUUACGGGAAGAAAUUGUACCUGGGACACCAAGAGAAUUCCGCGACCUUAUCGUCAAAUGCUGGGAUGUCAAACCAUCCAAGAGACUCAAAAUCGAUGUAGUGAUCGCGAUCCUC